AUGCUCCCGCCCAUCCCCGCGCUCGACGACUACGGGCUCUCGCCCACGCACGGCUUCCUGCCGGAGACGCUGCCCUUGACCCGGCUGCCCGACCCCUACUACCACAAGUGGGAGGCCGUCGCCGCCAACCUGCAGGCCGCCGUGCUCAGCCGGCGGCUCCGGGGCGUCGUCGACGGCCUGCCCGUCCUGUCCACCGUCGGCCUCGAGCACGACGCCGAGUGGCGCCGCGCAUACUCGCUGCUGUGCUUCAUCGCCCACGCCUACAUCUGGGGCGGCGACGAGCCCGCCGACCGGCUGCCGCCCUCGCUCUCGGUGCCGCUGCUCGCCAUCGCCGGCCGGCUGCAGGUGCCGCCCGUCGCCACCUACGCCGCCGUGUGCCUGUGGAACUUCAAGCCCCUGUUCCUCGACGAGCCCAUCGACAACCUCGAGAACCUGGCCACCCUCAACACCUUUACCGGCUCCAUCGACGAGUCGUGGUUCUACCUCGUCUCCGUCGCCAUCGAGGCCCGCGGCGCCCCCGUCCUGUCCCUCUUGCUGACCGCCAUGGCCGCCGCGCGCCGCGCCGACUCGCCCGUCCUCGCCCGCUGCCUCCGCGCCUUUGCCGAGCGCCUGACGGACCUGACGACGCUCCUGCAGCGCAUGCACGAGAGCUGCGACCCCGUCAUCUUCUACCACCGCAUCCGCCCCUUCCUUGCCGGCUCCAAGAACAUGGCCGAGGCCGGCCUGCCCCGGGGCGUCUUGUACGACGACGGUUCCGGCACCCAGACCCAUCGCCAGUACAGCGGCGGCAGCAAUGCCCAGAGCAGCCUGAUCCAGUUCUUUGACAUUGCCCUCGGCAUCCACCAUCGCCCGACCGGCGACACCCGCGACGCCGCCGCCGACCAGCGGCACAACUUCAUCCAGGACAUGCGCAAAUACAUGCCUGGCUCCCAUGCGCGCUUCCUCGACGACGUCUCGCGCGUCGCCAACAUUCGCCAAUACGUCGAGAGCCAUCCCGACGACAGCGACCUGUGCCUGGCCUACGACGCCUGCCUGGCCAUGUUGAGCGCCUUUCGCGACAAGCACAUCGCCAUCGUCACCCGCUACAUCAUCAACCCGUCUCGCGAAGCCCGCGCCCGCAGCAGAUCCCGCAGCCGAGAACCCGCCGCACGCAAGCGCCUCAACCUCGCCACGGCGUCCAGCAACCCCAAACGGGACCGCAGUCAAAAGGGAACCGGCGGCACCGCCCUGAUCCCCUUUUUGAAGCAGGCCCGGGACGAGACGGGCGAGCCCGCCGUCGAGGAAUGGACCCGCCGCUUCAUGAAACGCAAGAUGGGCGGUGACCAUCUCGGCCCCUCCGCCGUGGACAAGGAAAAUGUCGAUGUCAAGGGCCUGGCCUGGUCGUGGACGGUGGACGACGAUAUCGGCGGCAUCUGUCUCAUCUAG
Molecule: messenger RNA, 1425 nt
Organism: Hirsutella rhossiliensis
Lineage: Eukaryota; Fungi; Ascomycota; Sordariomycetes; Hypocreales; Ophiocordycipitaceae
Product: indoleamine 2,3-dioxygenase domain-containing protein
Exons: 1
Coding region: 1-1425 (474 amino acids)
Biological process (GO): 'de novo' NAD+ biosynthetic process from L-tryptophan
Cellular component (GO): cytoplasm
Molecular function (GO): metal ion binding; indoleamine 2,3-dioxygenase activity; heme binding
Source: RefSeq, a predicted model, not a curated record